This is a messenger RNA of Elgaria multicarinata webbii, 4101 nucleotides long. RefSeq names its product CLPTM1 like (gene CLPTM1L). The record is from RefSeq and is a predicted model, not a curated record. The coding region runs from base 84 to 1721 and encodes 545 amino acids. NCBI's taxonomy places the organism in Eukaryota, Metazoa, Chordata, Lepidosauria, Squamata, Anguidae. Gene Ontology annotation, cellular component: membrane; endomembrane system. The transcript is spliced from 17 exons.
AACGGCGGCGUGCGCGUGGCCUGUGUGCUGCUGUGGUGGGUGGUCGAUGCCGCUGGCGGCCGCUGUGCCGGUCCGGGGGGGCGAUGCUGCCGAGGCGCAGCUCGCUGACGGGGCUGGCGGUGGGGCUGUUCGCCGUCUACGUGGCGCACACCUGCUGGGUGAUGUACGGCAUCGUCCAUACCCGGCCUUGCCUCGCUGCCGGGCGCGACGGCGAAGGGAACGACGGCUGCAUCCGGCCUUACCUGGCGCGGCGGCCCAAGCUCCAGCUAAGUGUUUAUACCACUACACGAUCAAACAUAGGUACUGAGAAUAAUAUUGAUCUGGUUUUGAAUGUGGAGAAUUUUGAUGUCGAGUCCAAAUUUGAAAGAACAGUUAAUGUAUCUGUACCAAAGAAAACACGAAAUAAUGGAACAUUAUAUGCAUACAUAUUCCUUCAUCAUGCUGGAAUUCUGCCUUGGCACGAUGGCAAGCAGGUGCAUAUAGUUAGCCCUCUGACUACAUAUAUGGUACCUAAACCAGAAGAAAUCAAUCUCCUCACAGGCGAAUCUAUCACUCAGCAAAUUGAAGCAGAGAAAAAGCAAACAUACGCCCUAGAUGAGCCUGUUUCGCAUUGGAGGUCCAGGUUGACUUUAAAUGUGAUGGUGGAAGACUUUGUGUUUGAUGGAUCCUCUCUCCCAGCCGAUGUGCACAGAUACAUGAAAAUGGUCCAGUUGGGCAAGACGGUGCAUUAUCUUCCAAUAUUAUUUAUUGAUCAGCUGAGCAACAGAGUAAAAGAUUUAAUGAUAAUAAACCGUUCAACAACAGAGCUACCACUUACAGUGUCAUAUGAUAAAAUAUCCUUGGGAAAACUCAGAUUUUGGAUCCACAUGCAAGAUGCUGUGUAUUCCUUGCAGCAGUUUGGCUUUUCAGAGAAAGAUGCUGAUGAAGUAAAAGGAAUUUUUGUGGAUACAAACCUCUAUUUUCUUGCUUUGACAUUCUUUGUAGCAGCAUUCCAUCUUCUCUUUGAUUUCCUUGCAUUCAAAAAUGACAUCAGCUUCUGGAAGAAAAAGAAGAGCAUGAUUGGCAUGUCUACAAAAGCAGUGCUUUGGCGAUGCUUUAGUACCGUGAUCAUAUUUCUUUUCCUUUUGGAUGAGCAAACAAGCUUGUUGGUGCUGAUUCCAGCUGGUGUUGGGGCAGUGAUUGAGCUUUGGAAAGUGAAGAAAGCAUUGAAAAUGACAAUUGAAUGGAAUAGCCUGAUGCCAGCAAUUAAGUUUGGUGCAUUUACCGAGUCUGAAAAGAAGACUGAGGAGUAUGAUACCCAGGCCAUGAAAUAUCUGUCAUAUUUGCUGUACCCAUUGUGUAUUGGAGGUGCAAUUUAUUCAUUGCUGAAUAUCAAAUACAAAAGCUGGUAUUCAUGGUUAAUUAACAGCUUUGUAAAUGGAGUAUAUGCUUUUGGAUUUCUGUUUAUGUUGCCGCAACUCUUCGUAAAUUAUAAGAUGAAAUCUGUUGCACAUUUGCCAUGGAAGGCAUUCACUUAUAAAGCAUUUAACACUUUCAUUGAUGAUAUUUUUGCUUUUAUCAUCACAAUGCCAACAUCUCAUCGGCUGGCGUGUUUUAGAGAUGAUGUAGUGUUCCUGGUCUACCUUUACCAAAGAUGGCUUUAUCCUGUGGAUAAGAGCAGAGUAAACGAAUAUGGAGAAUCUUAUGAAGAGAAGCCGAAAAGAAAGCCCCACAAAGAAUGAUUGAAGAUGACUCUAGGAGCCUCUUUGGACUGAUACUGGCUGCAUAUGUUAUCUGACUUUUAAAAAGAGACUAAGCAAAAGAGUAUUCUUCAAAGCUUGUGACAGAAUUUCAUGGACAAUAUAUCAUCUGCAUUGCCAAAAUAUGUUUUGAUUGCCUCUGGAUCUAACUAUCUUUUUUAUUGUUAUUAUUAUUUGGGGUUCCAAAAGUCUGCCAAUAUUUCUGCCAGGUUUCACACAAAUGGUAAAAAUUUUGAAUUUCUGUGAAAGCUUCUGCAUAAAUAUUUGUGUCUGUUCUACUUAAUUGUCUUGAACCUUCCACCAGUUGGCAGUGAAGUAUAUGCAUUUUUAAGGACACUACUGAGGCUAUGGGAAACAAGCGUCUACUGUGAAUAAUUACGAAGGUUUUUGUACUCUUUUGGACCAAUCCCGGGGUAUGAUCCACUCAAAGUUAAGCCCUUUUAAGUCCCAUAGAUUUCAGUUGAGAGAGAUUUGAAUACAUGUUUAUCUCAUCCUCUGAAAUCAGGUAGGUUAAAAAAAUAAUGUUUGUUUGGCUGGAUUGUACCCUGUUUUAUAUUGCUUUCCCCACUAUGAACAUCUUAUUUUUUAGUCUGAAGAUGUCAACUGUGCUUCUCAUGGUGAAACUAGUUAUUACAGCAAAAUUGGGCAUUGUUACUGAAAUGUUAUGAACGUAUAAAGGCAUGCACUCUAAGCUGUAUGUACCAAACAAUUCUAAGCUGACACUGGACACAGAAAGCUUGUAAUGUUUUUUAAAAUACAUUUUUAAAUGGCAGAGAUUUAUUAGCAUAAGUCCAGCUGAGCACGUGCAGAGAAUAGUAUUCAGUAGUUAUUUUUUUGGUACACAGGGAAAAACACUUUCCUUCAGCUGUAGAGCUGGAACAUCCAAAACUGGAGUUUUUGUUCUAAGGCGAGAGCCAUUACACUGUAGUCAAAGACAUCUUUUAAAAAGAAUGUAAAUACAUAUUUGCAUGACACACUAUUGUGCCAAUUAUACUUCGGCAGGGAAAAUGUAGACCUUUUUCUUUCUGUAUUGAUAUAAAACAUGAUGACAGACAAAGGAUUUGAAGUAACAGGUAGUCAGAAAAUGAAGGUAUCAAGAGAAAUUUAUAGAGGACAUUGUGUUCAAAAACUGCUGGUAAGGGAAAUAUAACUUUCCAGUUGCCAUAUUUUUGGGGGACAUGGGGGUGUAACGUUUUACAACUACCCUUUUUAUAAAUUUGGAUGUAAUAGUUAAUUAUUAACCAAAUAAUCUCACUACAUCUCUUGAAAUAUAAUUUAUUUUAAGCAUGUUUAAAAUGCAUUGAAAAAAGAUCAUUUUAUUCCGUGGCAAGAAAUUUAAUAGAGCUGCAAUCCUACAUGUCUUGUUUUGAGGCUAAUCCUGUUUAAGUUCCAUGGGAUUUUUACUCCCGGACACAAAUGGACGGGGUCACAGUUUUAGUCUCCCAAACUGUAACUCUUUGACCACUGCACUACAAACAUGGAGUUCCUGUGCAUGCAGGUGAGGGACCUCUGUGUGCCAUUAGACCACUUGCCCACCCCAUCUGUAAGGGAUCACUGGAUUGGGAGCAUAAGGCUGCCAUCCUGUACCCAGCUGUGCAUGCUUAAGCCCAUUGACCUGAAUGAGACUUGGGCAUGCUUAAUGGUGGCAUUUGUUGCUGAAAGGUUUGGCAUUCAAUAUGGCUGAAUAUGCAUGUGUGUUUUCCUCAUUAUAACACUCCAAAACAUCCACUGGUAUUUCAUUAUUAUAGGCCAUAUCAAUUUGCUUAAUUUGGAGUAUUAGGGUAGUUUACUGACAAUGGUUUCGAUCCAGCUAAGCUAGUCAUGCUUUAAUUCCAUUCAAAUCAAUGGGACAAAGUUAGUCAUGAUUGAUUUAAAAAUUCAAAGGGAGUAAAACUUGACUUAGUCUGAAUCCAUCCGCCUAUCCAGUAGUUUUUAAAAUGACAAUAUUGGCAACCCCCCUCCCACCCAACACUGGAUAUCUUAUGCUAGCUUUACUUUUAUUUAGCUCUGUAAAGCAGAAUGUACAUUAUUAAACUGGGAGAGAAAGUUGGCAUGAUCUAUCCAAAAUCAGGUACUUCUAGGUGCAAACUAUAAAGAAUAACCUCUUGGCAGAAAUACUAAUACUACAGAUUUCUUUGUCUGAUUGGUGUUUAAAAAUACAGAAUAUCAGUGCUUAGCUGAAUAACUUGCAGUGCAAAUAUUAUUUGAUUUAAAUGAACAUGUUUUGUUUUACAUUUGAAUGAAGAAUGUAACUGGUAACAUCUAAGUGUCCUAUCAAAGCAGACACCUGGUUAGCCUCUCAUCCAUUCAGUAAUCUUUUUUCCCCCUUCACUCUAUGUACAAAUAAAUGUUUAUGGGUAUA